Messenger RNA from Prunus armeniaca (apricot), 405 nucleotides. Lineage: Eukaryota; Viridiplantae; Streptophyta; Magnoliopsida; Rosales; Rosaceae. The record is from the annotation of a GenBank genome assembly.
AUGGCAGGCCAUAUGGAAGCGGCAUAUCUAGUUGGACUACUUGGCAUGUCCGGAAUUGGUCAGUCAAAAGAGGAUGCAUUAGAAUUCUUGUGUUCUUUGAAUCAACGUAACAACAUUGAUAUGAAAGGAACCAGGGAUGCUUUGAGACGAAGAUUAAGAGGAAUUUUCUCUGUUGGAAGACAUAUCGUAGAUAUGUUUCACUAUGGGAAGAUUAAGUUCAAUCAGUGCAGCGCUUGUAACAACAAUGACUGGUGUUUUGUUAUUCCUGGCUGGCCUAGUGAAGAAAAGAUCAAUCCUGCCUUCUGGACUUGUUGCAAUCGAUGCAAAUGGCACCGUGAGAGUGUUUUUUGGUUCAAGGUGAGGCGUGUCUAUGUUGUGCCAGGGAAUUCAUACCCUUAUAAUUAG